AUGCGGCUACAUGGCAUAGAGAUAACAGGAGUACUCCUGAAGGAUGGUUAUCCGUUACCAUUAAGUAGUAAACAAGAACUGGAAGACCAUCCAGUAGUUGGACAGUUUGAAGAUGUUUGCAUCAAGCUCCGCGCCUCAGUUUCUUCCAAGACAGGCGUGCCAUUCCAUACGGUCGGAUGUGGCUUUUCUUCAUUAAUUGACCCUUCUAAUCGAACGCACGUCAUUGUCCAGAUAGAGAAUAGAGGAUCUGCUGUACUGCACAAUUUUGUAAUGGAAUUGUUUUCGGAAUGGGAAAAAAGAAGAAAUGACUCAACAUUCAUGGGCUUUGAACUGCAGUCAAACUUUGGUAAAUUGAUCCCAAUCGUUUUCAUAAUAUCAAAAGAAUCCUGCAUUUUCUGACGCUAUAACUACCUUCGCACACCAAUUGUAUUGCAAU
Molecule: messenger RNA, 436 nt
Organism: Dicrocoelium dendriticum
Lineage: Eukaryota; Metazoa; Platyhelminthes; Trematoda; Plagiorchiida; Dicrocoeliidae
Source: the annotation of a GenBank genome assembly